AUGGGGCGCGAUUCGCCGAGGCCCUCUUCCUCUAAGAGGGCCUCGCAGAAUCUUGAAACUCCACCUCGAACUUCCUCAGCUUUAAAACAUCGGGCGUCUGGGGUGAAGUCGAACACCAGAGGAGGGCCACUGGAAUCCAAUGGCGAGGGAAGUGACAGCGUGGACGGCAGUCGCCGGGGAGGGUCCUUGGGGAGAGGGGAUACGACUGGUGAACCCAAGAAGCUGGCCUCUUCUGUGGAUGGUGACGGAGAUGCUGUGUCUCCGACGGACAAUCCAGCUGAGCCGAAGAAGCGGGUGGUGCGCCUCACGCUGACGGAGGCAGCCGAGGAAAUCAAGAGGUUACGGCAUUUUGAGCGAAGGAUGAAUGUCGAGAUUAAACAAUAUGAGGAAGAUGCUAAGAACUACAAGGAGCAGAUUAGCCGUCUCAAACAGCAGGUUGUGGACAACGAACGCGCUCACCAGGAGGAAAUGGCUGCCCGAACGAGCGCGUAUGAGAGCGAAAUAAAGAGACUCAAAACGCAGCUGCAGAACACCUCCGACGAACUGCAUCUGCUGCAAGAAACUUCUUUGCCCCUCGCCGAGGCGAGAAAGUUGACAUUUAAAGCACUGCCUCUGUACAAACUGCUUGAGAAUGCAGUUGGCACCGACCAUGCUGUUUUCCGUGCAACUCAUGGUUUCGCAUGCGGUGUUCAGUCGUACACUGACAGCCAUCUAAGGCUGCUCAGGCAAGAGCAGCUUAUACUUUUGGCUGAGAAUGAGAGGCUUCAGGCACAGAUCCAGGAGAUGCAACACGAAACCGAGAAUAAGCGUCGAGAUCGUCUGCUGCAACAAGAAGCAAUUGUUGCCGGCAAACUUGAUGGAAAUCUGCCUUCUCAGGAGUCAUAUGAACGGCCCAUCGAAAGUGGUGCUAGCCGUAGCAUGAGCAAAGGUUUCCAUAAGGAGGCAACCGAGUCGCACGGUUUGAUGAAGGCACAGUCUCUUCACAGCACCAGUAAUAAGCAAGCUGAAAUGGAGCUUGCAAAGACAAACCUGCGUUCUGUUUGCUCAACCCUCAAGAUUGGGGAAACUAGGCUUCUAUCCUAUGCAUUCAGCCGUCUAUACUCUCACUGCGUGGCGGAGUCCGUAGUGCGUACAAUGGAAAAGGCAAUCAACAAAACAAAUGUGGAGUUUAGAAAGGAAACUAUCGUCACUGGAUGUGCGCUAGUGACGUCUUUUGUUAGGACAAGUGAGAAGGCUAAGGUGCUGAGAGCCUUUUGGAUUUUGAUUUUAAGCGCGAGGAUGCAGAACCAUGCCAAGGAAAUCCAGGCACUGAAGGAGCAACUGAAACGCGCGCAGGAGCAAGAGGCUGCUUCAGCGGGCCGAAAGUACUCAGCAGCUCCAUGUCAUUCUUCAGCCAUACGGCCGUCUGCUGGGCCUGAGAGGGGGGAUCCAACGGCGGCAAUCGGCCUACCUCCUUCACAGGGGGGUGGCAUUCCUCUCCCCGUAGCCUAUGCUCCGCACUAUUUUCGCAAUCUGCCUUCGGCGCAGAGGCGCCGCAAUGUCUACUUCACCGCUACUCCGCCGCGCGUUCAGGAACAGUUCAUCCCCAGCACCAUUCAGAGAGCCCGGGACAUGGCGCUCAGUGAGGAAACGUUGUACCGGCCAAUUUCGCUGGCAGAAGGCUGGAAGGGAACUGGUACCAAUGGAUUGGGUAUUGGCAUGGAACCUGUUGGCACCGUCAUUGGCUCUCACGCCACUUCGCAGGGCAGCAAGCUGGAAGCUGCUAAGGGAUCACUUAAGGGCGCUCUCGGUUUGCCGCAAACUACCCCAUCGUCUCAACCCCUCACCGCUGCGGAGAGAAAUAAUGCUUACAUGGAGCAGUUACUACGCUCUAGUGAGGAGCGUACGAAGCUGCAGUAA
This is a messenger RNA of Eimeria maxima, 1899 nucleotides long. RefSeq lists its product as hypothetical. The transcript is spliced from 14 exons. NCBI's taxonomy places the organism in Eukaryota, Apicomplexa, Conoidasida, Eucoccidiorida, Eimeriidae. The coding region runs from base 1 to 1899 and encodes 632 amino acids. The record is from RefSeq and is a predicted model, not a curated record.